Dacryopinax primogenitus is the source of this 159-nucleotide messenger RNA. RefSeq lists its product as uncharacterized. Gene Ontology annotation, cellular component: mitochondrial outer membrane translocase complex; mitochondrial outer membrane. The record is from RefSeq and is a predicted model, not a curated record. Gene Ontology annotation, biological process: protein import into mitochondrial matrix; protein insertion into mitochondrial outer membrane. The coding region runs from base 1 to 159 and encodes 52 amino acids. Lineage: Eukaryota; Fungi; Basidiomycota; Dacrymycetes; Dacrymycetales; Dacrymycetaceae. The transcript has 4 exons.
AUGCCCGUCUCCGAAGAAACACAAGAGCGUAUUCAAACACUCGUCGAGGUCGGGAAGACCGUGUUGUACUACGGCUGGAUUCCUCUCAUCAUCUACAUUGGCUACACAAGGAGCAACCCACACCCGUCACUCAUCCAGCUCGUCAGUCCGCUAGCAUGA